Messenger RNA from Acinonyx jubatus (cheetah), 15116 nucleotides. RefSeq names its product cyclic nucleotide gated channel subunit beta 1 (gene CNGB1). Gene Ontology annotation, cellular component: photoreceptor outer segment; plasma membrane; intracellular cyclic nucleotide activated cation channel complex. Gene Ontology annotation, molecular function: intracellularly cGMP-activated cation channel activity; cGMP binding; intracellularly cAMP-activated cation channel activity. NCBI's taxonomy places the organism in Eukaryota, Metazoa, Chordata, Mammalia, Carnivora, Felidae. The coding region runs from base 3317 to 7201 and encodes 1294 amino acids. The record is from RefSeq and is a predicted model, not a curated record. The transcript has 35 exons. Gene Ontology annotation, biological process: monoatomic cation transmembrane transport; retina homeostasis.
CUCUCCAACGAUAAGUAUAAUGCCAUAGUCUGCAUGCUGUCAGAUAUGCGUGCACAUGUGGUGAGCGACCCAAGGGGGUUUAAGCUAGAGGGGAGAGGCAGGGGAUCAGCAAAGACUUCAAGAAGGAUGGAACAUCUAGGCUGGGCUUUCAAGGGUGGGGAGGGAUUUUCCAGGCAGAGAGGGAAGGACUAUCUAGGCCCAGCAACAGCAGCAGCAAAGGUGUGGAGUGCCUGGUUGUGCUGGUCCUUUGGAUGAUACCCAGGAGUCUGGUACUGCUGCCGUGGAGGGAAGGGGGCUGGGUAGGUGGGAGAUGACCAAAUGAUGAAGAUGCCUGAAUACCUUGCACACUCCUGCUGGGAACAUGAGCCUCAGCCCUUACCACCUAUCCACAUCCUGGAAGGCAAACUCUCAGUUCUUUCCAUCAUGUGUCUUACAUGCCUGUUUAGUUUUCCAGCCGCUUUCCUCCCUGGUAAACCCUCCUCCUUUUGGCCUAGUCUGAGCCAAAUCUGGUGAGACAGGCACCGUGCUCCCCCCCAUCUCCCAGCAGGCCAUCCUUUUGCCUGGCGAGGAUCUCUUAGGAGGGAGGCAACUCAGUCCCCAAUAUCACCCAGGAGGUACCAAUCCCUUGGUGCAAGGCCCCAUGGGUGCAGUGGGGUCUGAGAAUCCCCAGAGUCCAGAGGCGGCAGAGGCACAGCCCCAACGGGCGAGUGGCUAGGUGCGAGCAGGGGCGGGGUCACUCCCCUACCUGUAGAUUGAGCCGAAGCGUCGGUAAGCAUUCCUGCGAAAAACGGAGGAGGAAGGUGAGCCCGAGGUGGGGAAGGGCGACCCUAUCCAGGAACCUCACUCCCAUCUCCAGAAGCGCCAUCCCACCAGAAGGAUUACUAAAGUCCACCCUCGUCCCACCUAAGGCCUCCACUCCGAAAGGGUGGGGUUGCCAGGGGGGACUGGGCGACAGGGUGUUCCGUUUGAUAGGAAUUAAACACCCAUUCAUUUUGAGACUGCAAUUUUUUGGAGGUGUAUUGGAGCCCAGCAGUUCUUCCCAGGUCUCACAGUUUCAAGAGUCACUAAGUGUACUCUGAAGAAGAUGGCCAUGUACUCUGAGGCCCAUCCUCCCUCCCUGAGGUAUGGGGUCCCGGGGCCUGUGCCGUCACUUACAGGGUGUCGAAAGGCAGGGGCUUCUGUCCGUAGCGGUCCAGGCUGGGGUUCUGGUUGAGACAGUACUGGCGCAGGGCCAGAGGAAUGGGGGGUCCGUGAAUCUAGGGGGACACUGACCCCCGCCCCCGCCCCGCACAUUGCUCUCUGCCGGAGAUCUUAGCCCUGGGGACUGGGAAACCCUGCCUGGGCGUCCUUUCCCCUCCCCGACCCCCGUGUUAGCCUCUUCUUCCCCACCCCCUGGUCCCCAGGGACAGGUCAGCGCGCAGCCCUCCUUACCCGCCAGUUCUGGGUCACCUCGGGCUUCAAGUACCGCACCGCGUAGCCACUGAAACUCUCCACUGCGGAGAGACCGCCCAUAGGCAGCCCCCAGCCCUCCGCGGACAAACUCCGCCCCCGCUCUUACCUGAGCCCGCCCCUAGAUCAAACCACGCCCACACACUUGUUCUUUGAGCCAGUCCCGCCUCCCCUGCCCCGCCAGAACAAGCCCCGCCUCCAAACCCUGCCCCAAGGGCCCCAGAACCAGCCCCGCGCGCAGCCUCCGCCCCAAUGGCGUCCUCUGGCGUGGGCCUGGCCCCUGCCUCCUCCACAAGACGAACCCCACCUCCCUGUCCCUCAGCCCAUUUCGGUCCCGCUCGCUCUCUGUGCCCAGCUGCUCCUCAGCUUCCCCGCUGUCCUUGCCACAGCCCACCUGAUGCCGCCCCCCUCAGCCCCCAGCCGCAGUUGGCUUCCCGGGUCUCUCCCGCCUUAUGGCAUCCUCCGCGCCCAGUAGACUGACCCCUCUUGUUCAGGCAGGGCAACUUGAACUCGCCAGCCGAGGACACGAAGCGGGACCAGUCCUCAAUGGCGCGAGUGAAACAAGGCCAGUCCACCCGGUUGAUGCCCGGCGCGAUGGGUACCAGCUUUCCCUCAUGGCACCUGUUUCGGAGUCGCCGGCCGGUUUCGGUGAUGUCCUGCCGGGCGAUGGGAGUCAGGGCCGCGUGGUAGGUGCCGAAGCCUGGGGGGCGACCCAGACCGCCCCAUAGACAGGAGCUGAUAACUUGGCCCAUCUGACCCAUGGGCCUGAUGGAGGGCCUUGAAGCCCCUAAAGGAGAUGGGAAGGGGGAAGGGCCACAAGCAGGCAGCUGGAGAACCAGAGGUACUUGGGGCUGGGCACAGGCAGGGCCUUCACACCGUCUCCCCUGAGCAAACCCAGGGCCAGAAGCAAAGGACACUCACCAAGCACUGCAGAGGUUUAUUGGGGACACCGAAAAGUGUGAAGUAGGCGUUGUCAAAGUCAUCUGAGGAAGAAAAAGGAGGGAAGAGGUAGGUGUCUCCUCUACUUUGGACCCGAGUCCUACUUCUGGGAAUUUAUCCCACAUUACAGGUACACAACUGGGAAAUGAUAUGAGUAAAAGAUCUACCCAUUUCAACAUUGUUCGUAAGAGAAAAUGGCCGGGAAUAGCUCAAGUGUCUCGUUCAAGGACUUGUUAAAUACACUCUGAUACAUCCUGGCUAUGCAGCUACUUAAAAUAAACAGGAAAUUCUCGAUACAGGAACUCCAAGGUGCAGAAGAGUAUAUGCUGUAUGCUACCUUUUGCUUUAAAGCACAAAACUGAGGAGACUGGAGGCAGAGAAGAAUAUACAUUCAGGUCAUCACCUUAACUAUGUCAUCAAACUUGGCAUCACGAAUAGCAGGAUAACAACAUUAUGUGCCUCCUGCUGAAGCACUAUGGCAAGCAUGCAAGAUUCUGGCCAGCGAUGUUUUACCUGGUUAAUCAAGCCUCCCCAACCAGCUUCUCGUUUACAGAAAACAGUCAAGGCACCCCCACCUCCACACCCAAGCCGCUCAAUGGAUGAAGACUUACUCCUUGGGCCUAUGUGGCCUUUUCACCCCAAAGACGCUCAGGUCCUCCUCCCAUUCACGGCCCAGCUCUGGGACCAUGGCCGACCGGACAGAGCCCAAGGCAGGGGCUACUGAGGUCCUGCCAAGCUGCAGAAGACUCUGGCCCAGAGAGACUCUGCCUGAGUCCUGGAUCUGAAGCUGGAGGGCUGGGGUGUGCCUCCUGCCACUGCUGACUGACAGUUGACAAGCCUCUGCCACCUAGAGUCUCCCAGGAUCACAUGGAGACAUCAAGCUGUUAUUCUCCCACCGGCCACCCUGUGGCUUGGUCAAGGCAUCAGGAUGUGGAGCUGGGUCCAGAGGGUGCUGCCUCAGCCCCCAGGGACCCCUCAGAAGACAAAGAUGGAGGAGGAGGAGGAGGGGGCAGAACCAGAACCGGAGGCGGAGCUGGAACCAGAGCCGGCGCCUAAAACAGCUCUGAAGGAGGCCGAGCUAGGGGAGGAAUCCCUGCCACCGGAGGAGCCAUUUGAGGGGGAGGAAGUGGCUACAGCUGAGCCAGGCCCUCAGGAAACCCAGGAGGCUGCCCCUACUCCACCCACAUCCCUCCAAGCCCAGGUUGCUGUGGUUCCCAAAGUGAACAGCACUCCCAGUGGCUGGGUGCUGACCUGGCUCAAGAAAGGCAUGGAGAAAGUUGUCCCACAGCCGGUCCUCAGCAGCGGGCCAGCCCAGACCACUGCUGCUGGCUUGGAAGGCCCCACCCAGGCAGGAGCACAGAUCCCUGGGCAAUGCAGCAAUGGGAACUCAGAUGGACUCGAUGUGGCCCCUGGGGCCCAGGACACUGGGCCUGGGCCCUGGCUGCUCAGGUGGCUUGAGCAGAAUCUGGAGAAAGUGCUGCCUCAGCCCCCCCAGAGCUCCAAGGACUGGGGAGAUGAGCCUGCAGAUGCUGCCUUGGGCCCAGACUCCUGCUCUGCCUGCUGCUUAGAGCCCCCAGGACCCCCUUUGGAAAGGGAGCCCAUGCUGCAGGCCCCGGAGAGCCCCAACAUGCCCACUGCUGGCCCCCUGGAGCCCAAGGAAGAGCCACCUUCAGAGCCCCAGGCCACCUUCCAUGCUUCCUCCUUGCUGCCUGCUGGGGACCCUGCCAGGUUGAUGGCUUGGCUCCGGCACAGGCUGGAGAUGGCCCUGCCGCAACCCGUGCCCCAUGGGAAGGCUGGUGAGCAGGAACCUGAUUCCCCUGUGGCGUGUGACGUGCAGACCGUCUGCAUCCUCCCUGGAGGCCAAGAGGAGCCCGAUCUCGUCCUAGAAGAGGUUGACCCUCACUGGGAGGAGGACGAGUAUCAGGACCGGGGCACCAGUCCGCAGGGCUCAGAGGCAGCUCCAGCUUAUGAAGAGGAGAAUGAGGCCAUGGAGGAGAUGCCCAGGGAGCUGCCCCAGAUUCAAGAGGAGAGAGAAGAUGAGGAGGAAGAUGGAGAGGAAGAGGAAGAAGAGGAGGAGGAGGAGCCUAAUGUCCUGCUGGAUAGCUGUCUGGUGGCACAGGCUGGCGAGCACCCGAGCGGAGUAGGCAGGACCCAGCCCCAGGAGGCCGCCCACCAGGAGCCACAGGAGGAGGCCGUGGCUGCCAGCCCAGAAGUGCCUGCUACAGAAGAGCACCCGGAAGUGCAGGUGGAAGAUGCCGAUGCUGACGGCCACCCCGUCAUCUUGGAGAACCCUCCCUCACCCGAGCUGCCGCCACCUUCUCCUGCCAAAUCGGACACCCUUACGGUCCCGGGAUCUGCCGCAGGGACCCAAAGGAAGGGGCCGCCCUCCCAGGAUGAUGAGGCUGAAGAGCUCAAGGCACUGUCGCCAGCUGAGUCUCCCAUGGUCGCCUGGUCAGACCCAUCCAGCCCGCAGGGCACUGAUGGCCAGGACCGCGCAACCUCCACGGCCAGCCAGAACAGCGCCAUCAUCAACGACCGGCUCCAGGAGCUGGUGAAGCUUUUCAAGGAGCGGACAGAGAAGGUGAAGGAGAAGCUCAUCGACCCCGAUGUCACGUCUGAUGAGGAGAGCCCCAAGCCCUCUCCAGCCAAGAAAGCCCCAGAGUCGGCCCCGGCGGUAAAACCCACUGAAGCGGGACAGGCGGAGGAAGAGGAACACUAUUGUGACAUGCUCUGCUGCAAGUUCAAGCGCCGCCCCUGGAGGACGUACAAGUUUCCCCAGAGCAUUGACCCGCUGACCAACCUGAUGUACAUCCUGUGGCUGUUCUUCGUCGUGCUGGCGUGGAAUUGGAACUGCUGGCUGAUUCCCGUGCGCUGGGCCUUCCCCUACCAGACGCCAAACAACAUCCACCUCUGGUUGGUGAUGGAUUAUCUGUGUGACCUCAUCUACUUCCUGGACAUCACCGUGUUCCAGCUGCGCCUGCAGUUUGUCAGAGGGGGAGACAUCAUUACGGACAAGAAGGAGAUGCGCAAUAACUACCUGAAAUCUCGUCGCUUUAAGAUGGACGUGCUCUGCCUCCUGCCCUUGGACUUUCUCUACUUGAAGUUCGGUGUGAAUUCCCUCCUGCGCUUGCCCCGCUGUUUGAAGUACAUGGCCUUCUUCGAGUUUAACAGCCGCCUGGAAUCCAUCCUCAGCAAAGCCUACAUUUACAGGGUGAUCAGGACCACGGCUUACCUGCUCUACAGUCUGCAUUUGAACUCAUGUCUGUAUUACUGGGCGUCAGCCUAUCAGGGCAUCGGCUCCACUCACUGGGUUUACGAUGGCGUGGGAAACGGCUACAUUCGCUGUUACUACUGGGCUGUGAAGACCCUUAUCACCAUUGGUGGGCUGCCUGACCCCAAGACACUCUUCGAAAUUAUCUUCCAGGGGCUGAACUAUUUCACCGGUGUCUUUGCUUUCUCUGUGAUGAUCGGACAGAUGAGAGACGUGGUGGGGGCCGCCACUGCAGGGCAGACCUACUACCGCAGCUGCAUGGACAGCACAGUGAAGUACAUGAACUUCUACAAGAUCCCCAGGUCCGUACAGAACCGUGUCAAGACCUGGUACGAAUACACCUGGCAGUCCCAAGGCAUGCUGGAUGAGUCAGAACUGAUGGUGCAGCUUCCGGACAAGAUGCGGUUAGACCUCGCCAUCGAUGUGAACUAUAACAUUGUCAGUAAAGUGGCUCUCUUCCAGGGCUGUGACCGACAGUUGAUCUUUGACAUGCUGAAGAGGCUUCGUUCUGUCGUCUACCUGCCCAAUGACUAUGUGUGCAAGAAGGGGGAGAUAGGCCGAGAGAUGUACAUCAUCCAGGCAGGAGAGGUGCAAGUCUUGGGUGGCCCUGAUGGGAAGGCCGUGCUGGUGACGCUGAAGGCUGGAUCUGUGUUUGGAGAAAUAAGCUUGCUGGCUGUUGGUGGCGGGAAUCGUCGCACCGCCAAUGUGGUUGCCCACGGGUUCACCAACCUCUUCAUUCUGGAUAAGAAGGACCUGAAUGAAAUUUUGGUGCAUUAUCCUGAGUCUCAGAAGUUACUCCGGAAGAAGGCCAGGCGCAUGCUAAGAAAUAACAACAAGCCCAAGGAGAAGAGCGUGUUCAUCCUUCCUCCCCGGGCAGGCACCCCCAAGCUGUUCAACGCCGCCCUGGCCAUAGCAGGAAAGAUGGGCGCCAAGGGGGCAAAAGCCGGCAAGCUUGCCCACCUGAGGGCCCGGCUCAAGGAACUGGCUGCGCUGGAGGCAGCAGCGAGGCAGCAGCAGUUGCUGGAACAGGCCAAGAGCUCGCAAGACACUGCGGGAGAGGCGGGAUCCGCCGCCCCAGACCAGCCAGCACCGCCAGAGCCCCCAGCCCGCAGCUCUCCGCCACCUGCCUCCCCUGAGAGGCCCGAGGAAGGCAGGGAAGGGGCGGCUGGGCCGGAGGAGCACUCGGUGCAGAUCCGCAUGAGCCCAGGCCCAGAUCCCGGUGAACAGAUCCUGUUGGUGGAGAUCCCGGAGGAGAAGGAGAUCCCCGAGGAGGAGGAGAUCCCGGAGGAGAAGGAGAUCCCGGAGGAGAAGAAGGAGAUCCCGGAGGAGAAGAAGGAGAUCCCCGAGGAGAAGGAGAUCCCCGAAGAGGAGGAGAUCCCCGAAGAGGAGGAGAUCCCGGAGGAGAAGGAGAUCUCGGAGGAGAAGAAGGAGAUCCCGGAGGAGAAGAAGGAGAUCCCCGAGGAGAAGAAGGAGAUCCCCGAGGAGAAGGAGACCCCGGAGGAGAAGAAGGAGAUCCCAGAGGAGAAGCAGGAGGCCGAGUGAGGCUGCCGCCAGCGAGCCACUUCCGGCAGGUGCAGGCGCGUCCCGAGCAAUGCGCCCCUCUCCUACAGGCCCAGACUCCCGGACUCAGUAGCGUCUGUCGUUCUGGCCCAGCGGGCUUCUGCCAAGGCUGGUUUUGAAGUCAACAAAUGUCGUUAGUGUCCCUGAGUUCCCACCAUCACCUGAGAACCCUACAUCUUCCGACUGUUAUUUUUAAAAACAAAAUUCUUUUCUAUUUAAAAAGUUUGUGGGGAAAGGCUAGGCAGAAUGGGACUCCAACCCUCCGGGAAGCUUUGUUGGAGACGAAAGCGUUAUUGAAUGUUUGGGUUUCAAUCUCCCACAUUUCAAGGAUAGAAAACCUGCCAGCAGGUGGGAAGCCUGGCUGGCUCAGUGGGUAGAACAUGGGACCCUUGAUCUCAAGGUUGUGAGUUCAAGCCCCACAUUGGGUGUAGAGAUUAAAACAAAAACAGCUUGUCAGCAGAAGGGUAGUUAUGGUCUGCUGCUCAUUUGACUAAAUGGGAACUGUGGCUCACCUGACCUGAUUAGGGACAGGAUGCCCAUUAGGGUAGUUAAGCAUGGAUCUGUCCCCGGGUUGCAUUCAGUUCUGAGUCCGAUGUCUUCACCUAGUUCUGGUCUGCAGGGAUUCAUGCUUGCUUACUUUAACACCCUUGCCAUAGAGAUGAUGGUGGCAACUUCCAUUAAUCCUGGAAGACAAAAUUACAGCUGACACCACUGAAGUUCCUGAUGCUUCCCCAGAUCAAGUCAAGUCAUGUUGCUUUAAUGAUUCAAAAUAAAAGGGGGGGAGGUGGGAUGGGGAGGAGUCCUCAGUCACGGAAUAUUGGGAGGAUUUCAUUUGCAUAUCUAAUGGCUCUUGGGGGAGUGGGUGAUUAAACACAAAAACCCGUCCUGGGCCAUUUGUUUCCACCAGCAACAAUGAACACAAAAAGCCCCGGAAUUCCAAUAGGUACUGCCCAUUUUAUAUAAAAUUGCAGGACAUUGUGAACUGCUGAAGAGGCCUUUGAGGGCUUACAAAUGUGUGUAUUUGUCUAUCGGCCUAAAACCAGAACAUUCAUUUCCCCUGUGAAAAAAAUGAAACAAUAUGGGAGUUCUCAGCCUGGUCUAAACACUUCCAAAUCCCAGGGUAACAAACAGAUUUCUCUAGUUGAUGACAUACCAUGUGAUCUGAGUAAUCACAUUGUAUAUAGUGAUGAGCAGCAUUAUUUUAGCCUUUUAAAAAGCUUUUAUUAAUUUAUUUUAAUAAAUUUUUAUGGGUAUGAAAGGCUACCUAGUUAAAAUGAUCCCUCCUACCCCUGGUGCCCAACCUCCCUGGUCCCCUUCCUGGAAGCAACCACUAUUACCAAUUUCUCAUGCUCUUCCUUUUUUUUUUUCUUUCACAAAUAAUAACAUACUAGAGCUGCUGUUGUUUUUCAUUUGAUUUAUUCUGAAGAUUCUUUCUUCUUACUAUAUAGAGGGGAUGCUUAUUUUUCAUGCCUACAAUCUAGUCCAUUGUCUGCAAGUAUCAUAACAUUUAACGGCUCUCCAAUUGACAGGCAUUUGCCAUGUUUUCAAUCUUAUGCUGUUAAGAAAUAGUGCUGCAAUUAAAAAAAUCAUAUACAUAACUUCACUGGGAAACACUGUUUUUAAAUAGGGGAAAUCUGGAGGUUUGGGCUAAUUUUUGCUUUACCAUCCCCAAUUAUCAUAUUCAUAUUUACACUACAUAUUCUGUUUUCUUUCUUUUUUGAGAGAGAGAGAGAGACAGAGCGUGAGCGAUGAAGGGGCAGAAAGAGAGGGAGACACAGAAUCCGAAGCAGGCUCCAGGCUCUGAGCUGUCAGCACAGAGCCCGAUGCAGGGCUCAGAUCCACAAACCAAGAGCUUGUGACCUGAGCCCAGCUCGGAUGCUUAACCAACUGAGCCACUCAGGUGCCCCCGCACUUCCUGUUCUAAAUCCAAGCAUAGAGAAUGCUUCCAUUUUUAGCAAGUAUUUCAGAUAUAUCAAUCAAGUCAGUGUAUUACCCUUCAGUAGAUGGCAAAGUGUUUUGAAGGCACCUUCACUGUGAGAUCCUAUUUUAUAAGGAAGCUUUUUGUAUAUGAACAUACUCAUUAUUUUAGAUACCAACUCUUGAAUGUAUACUGCUUAUUAUAUAAAGCGAGAGAUUCUUGAGGUUUUCCAAGAACUGUCCUGGAAAUAAAAUUGAUUUCUUUUCUUUUCUUUUUCUUUUUCUUUUUUUAAUUUACAUCCAACUUAGCAUAGAGUGCAACAGUGAUUUCAGGGGUAGAUUCCUUAAUGUCCCUUACCCAUUUAGCCCAUCCCCCCUGCCACAACCCCCUCAGUAACUGUUCUCCAUAUUUAAAAGUCUCUUAUGUUUUGUCCCCCUCCCUGUUUUUAUAUUAUUUUUGCUUCCCUUCCCUUGUGUUAUCUGUUCUGGUCUUAAAGUCCUCAUGAGUGAAGUCAUAUGAUAUUUGUCUUUCUCUGACUCAUUUCGAUUAACAUAAUACCUUCUAGUUCCAUCCAUGUAGUUGCAAAUGGCAAGAUUUCAUUCUUUUUGAUUGCCGAGCAGUACUCUAUUGUAUAUAUAUAUACAUCUUCUUUAUCCAUUCAUCCAUCGAUGGACAUUUGGGCUCUUUCCAUACUUUGGCUAUUGUUGAUAGUGCUGCUAUAAACAUUGGAUGCAUGUGCCCCUUCAAAACAGCAUACCUGUAUCCCUUGGAUAAAUACAUAGUAGUGCAAUUACUGGGUCAUAGGGUAGUUCUAUUUUUAAUUUUUUGAGGAACCUCCAUACUGUUUUCCAGAGUGGCUGCACCAGUUUGCAUUCCCACCAGCAGUACAAAAGAGAUCCUCUUUCUCUGCAACCUCGCCAACAUCUGUUGUUGCCCAAGUUGUUAAUGUUAGCCAUUCUGACAGGUGUGAGGUGGUAUCUCAUUGUGGUUUUCAUUUGUAUUUCCCUGAUGAUGAGUGAUGUUGAGCAUUUUUUCAUACGUCAGUUGGCCAUCUGGAUGUCUGCUUUGGAGAAGUGUCUAUUCAUGUCUUUUGCCCAUUUCUUCACUGGAUUAUUUGUUUUUUGGGUGUUGAGUUUGAUAAGUUAUAGAUUUUGGAUACUAACCCUUUAUCUGAUAUGUCGUUUGCAAAUAUCUUCUCCCAUUCCAUUGGUUGCCAAAAGUUUUGCUGAUUGUUUCCUUCACCGUCCAGAAGCUUUUUAUUUUGAUGAGGUCCCAGUAGUUCAUUUUUGCUUUUGUUUCCAUUGCCUUUGGAGACGUGUUGAGUAAGAAGUUGCUGCAGCCAAGAUCAAAGAGGUUGUUGCCUGCUUUCUCCUCGAGGAUUUUGAAGGCUUCCUGUCUUUCAUUUAGGUCUCUCAUCCAUUUUGAGUUUAUUUUUGUGUAUGGUGUAAGAAAGUGGUCCAAGUUCAUUCUUCUGCAUGUUGCUGUCCAGUUUUCCCAGCACCACUGGCUGAAGAGACUGCCUUUAUUGCACUGGAUAUUCUUUCCUGCUUUAUCAAAGAUUAGUUGGCCAUACUUUGUGGGUCCAUUUCUGGGUUCUCUAUUCUGUUCCAUUGAUCUGAGUGUCUGUUUUUGUGCCAGUACCAUACUGUCUUGAUACUUACAGCUUUGUAGUAUAGCUUGAAGUCCAGGAUGGUGAUGCCUCCUGUUUUGGUUUUCUUUUUCAAGAUUGCUUUGGCUAUUCAGGGUCUUUUCUGGUUCCAUACAAAUUUUAGGAUUGUUUGUUCUAGCUCUGUGAAGAAUGCUGGUGUUAUUUAAAAAAAAAUUUUAAUGUUUAUUUAUUUUUGAGAGAGAGAGAGAGAGAGAGAGAGAGAGACAGAUUCAGAGUGGGGGAGGGACAGAGAGAGACACACACAGAAUCUGAAGCAGGCUCCAAGCUCUGAGCUGUCAGCACAGAGCCCGACACGGGGCUUGAACUCACGAACCGUGAGAUCAUGACCUGAGCCGAAGUCAGACACUUAACCAGCUGAGCCAGCCAGGUGCCCCAUGGUGUUAUUUUGAUAGAUACUGCAUUGAAUAUGUAGAUUGCUUUGGGUAAUACUGACAUUUUAACAAUAUUUGUUCUUCCUAUCCAGAAACAUGGAAUAUUUUCCCAUUUGUUGGUGUCUUCUUCAAUUUCUUUCAUAAGCUUUCUAUAGUUUUCAGUGUAUAGAUUUUUCACCUCUUUGGUUAGAUUUAUUCCUAGGUAUUUUUUGGUGCAAUUGUAAAUGGGAUCGAUUCCUUGAUUUCUCUUUCUGUUGCUUCAUUAUUGAUGUAUAGGAAUGCAACAGAUUUCUGUGCAUUGAUUUUACAUCCUGCCACUUUGCUGAAUUCAUGGAUCAGUUCUAGUAGUUUUUUGGUGGAAUCUUUUGGGUUUUCCAUAUAGAGUAUCAUGUCAUCUGCAAAGAGUGAAAGUUUGACCUCCUCCUGGCUGAUUUGGAUGCCUUUUAUUUCUUUGUGUUGUCUGAUUGCUGAGCCUAAGACUUCCAAUACUGUGUUGAAUAACAGUGGCGAGAGUGGACAUCCCUGUCUUGUUCCUGACCUUAGGGGGAAAGGUCUUAGUUUUUCCCCAUUGAGGAUGAUAUUAGCGUUGGGUCUUUCAUAUAUGGCUUUUAUGAUCUUGAGGUAUGAUCCUUCUAUCCCUACUUUCUUAAGGAUUUUUAUCAAGAAAGGAUGCUGUAUUUUGUCAAAUACUUUCUCUGCAUCUCAUCUAUUGAGGGGAUCAUAUGGUUCUUGUCCUUUCUUUUAUUGAUGUGAUGAAUCCCAUUAAUUGUUUUGUGGAUAUUGAACCAGCCCUGCAUUCCAGGUAUAAAUUCCACUUGGUCGUGGUGAAUAAUUUUUUUAAUGUGUUGUUGGCUAAUAUCUUGUUGAGGGUUUUUGCAUCCAUGUUCAUCAGGGAAAUUGGUCUAUAGUUCUCCUUUUUAGUGGUGUCUUUGUCUGGUUCUGGAAUCAAGGUAAUGCUGGCUUCAUAGAAAGAGUUUGGAAGUUUUCCCUCCAUUUCUAUUUUGUGGAACAGCUUCAAGAGAAUAGAUGUUAACUCUUCCUUAAAUGUUUGGUAGAAUUCCCCUGGAAAGCCAUCUGGCCCUGGACUCUUGUUUUUUGGGAGAUUUUUGAUUACUAAUUUGAUUUCUUUACUGAUGAUGGGUCUGUUCAAAUUUUCUAUUUUUUCCUGUUUUAGUUUUGGUAGUGUAUAUGUUUGUAUGAAUUUGUUCAUUUCUUCCAGAUUGCCCAUUUUAUUGGUGUAUAAUUAUUCAUAAUAUUCUCUUAUUAUUGUUUCUAUUUCUGCUGUGUUGGUUGUGAUCUCCCCUCUUCCAUUCUUGAUUUUGUUUAUUUGGGUCCUUUCUUUUUUUUCUUUUUGAUCAAACUGGCUAAUAGUUUAUCAAUUUUGAAAAUUCUUUCAAAGAACCAGCUUCUGGUUUCAUUGAUCUGUUCUACUGUUUUUUGUUUGUUUGUUUGUUUUUUUGUUGUUGUUUGUUUUUGGUUUUGAUAGCAUUGAUUUCUGCUCUAAUCUUUAUUAUUUCCUGCCUUCUGCUGGUUUGGGGUUUUAUUUGCUGUUCUUUUUCCAGCUCAUUAAAGUGUAAGAUUAGGUUGUAUUUCUGAGACCUUUCUUCCUUCUUUAGGAAGGCCUGGAUUGCUAUAUACUUCCCUCUUAUGACCACCUUUGCUGCGUCCCAGAGGUUUUGGGCUGGGGUGUUAUCAUUUUAAUUGGCUUCCAUGUACUUUUUAAUUUCCUCUUUAACUUCUUGGUUAGCCCAUUCAUUCUUUAAUAGGAUGUUCUUUAGUCUCCAAGUAUUUGUUAUCUUUCCAUUUUUUCUUGUGGUUGAUUUUGAGUUUCAUAGUGUUGUGGUCUGAAAAUAUGAACGGUAUGAUCUCAAUCUUUUUGUAUUUGUUGAGGGCUGAUUUGUGUCCUGGUAUGUGAUCUAUUCUGGAGAACGUUUCAUGUGCACUGGAGAAGAAUGUAUGUUCCGCUGCUUUAGGAUGAAAUGUUCUGAAUAUAUCUGUUAAGUCCAUCUGCUCCAGUGUGUCAUUCAAAGCCAUUGUUUCCUUGUUGAUUUUUCUGAUUAGAUGAUCUGUCCAUUGUUGUAAGUGGGGUGUUGAGGUCCCCUACUAUUAUGGUAUUAUCAAUGAGUUUCUUUAUGUUUGUGAUUAAUUGAUUUAUAUAUUUGGGUUAUUCCACAUUUGGAACAUAAAUGUUUACUAUUGUUAGGUCUUCUUGGUGGAUAAACCCCUUGAUUUUGAUAUAAUGCCCUUCUGCAUCUCUUGGUACAGUCUUUAUUUUAAAGUCUAGAUUGUCUGAUAUAAGUAUGGCUACUCUGGCUUUCUUUUGGUGUCCAUUAGCAUGAAAGAUGGUUCUCCAUCCCCUUACUUUCAAUCUGAAGGUGUCUUUAGGUCUAAAGUGGGUCUCUUGUAAACAACAUAUAGAUGGGGUCUUGUUUUCUUAUCUAUUCUGUUACCCUAUGUCUUUUGAUUGGAGCAUUUAGUCCAUUGAUGUUUAGAGUGAGUACUGGAAGAUAUGAAUUUAUUGUCAUUAUGUUUCUUGUCGAGUUGGAGUUUCUGGUGGUGUUCUCUGGUCCUUUCUAGUCUUUGUUGCUUUUGGUCUUUAAUUAUUUGUUUUUUAUUUUCAUCUUUUCUCCCCGCAGAGAGUCCUCCUUAAAAUUUCUUGCAGGGCUGAUUUAGUGGUCACAAACUCCUUUAAUUUUUGUUUGGGAAACUUUUUAUCUCUCCUUCUAUUUUGAAUGACAGCCUUGCUGGAUAAAGAAUUCUUGGCUGCAUAUUUUUCUGAUUCAGCACAUUGAAUAUAUCCUGCCACUCUUUUCUGGCUUGCCAAGUUUCUGUGGAUAGGUCUGCCACACACCUGACCUGUCCUCUCUUGUAGGUUAAGGACUGUUUUUCCCUUGCUGCUUUCAUGAUUCUUUCCUUACCUGAGUAUUUUGUGAAUUUGACUAUGAUAUGCCUUGUUGAUGGUCGGUUUUUGUUGAAUCUAAUGGGAUUCAACACUAGAUGAAUGUGCUCUCUGGAUUUUGAUGUCUGUGUCUUUCCUCAGGUUAGGAAAGUUUCCAGCUAUGAUUUGCUCACAUAACCCUUCUACCCCCUUUUCUCUCUCUUCAUCUUCUGAGACCCCUAUGAUUCUGAUGUUGUUCCUUUUUAAUGAGUCACUGAUUUCUCUAAUUCUUAAAUCAUGCUCUUUUGCCUUAAUCUCCCUUUUUUUUCUGCUUCAUUGUUCUCCAUAAGUUUGUCCUCUGUAUCGCUGAUUUCUCUGCUCUGCCUCAUCCAUCCUUGCCACCAUGGCAUCCAUUUGAAAUUGCAGCUCAGUUAUACCAUUUUUUAUUUCAUCCUGGCUAGCUUUUACUUCUUUUAUCUCCACAGAAAGGGAUUCGAAUCUAUUUUCAACUCCAGCUAGUCUUCUUAUUAUCAUGAUUCUAAAUUCUGGUUCAGACAUCUUGCUUGCAUCUGUGUUAGUUAAGUCCCUGGCUGUCGUGUCUUCCUGCCCCUUCUUUUUGGGUGAAUUCCUUCAUUUCAUCAUUUUGAAGGGAGAAAAGGAAUUAAUGAGGUAAAAACAUUUUUUUAAUUAAAAUAAAAAAUUAAACUUAAAAAACUGAAAACAACACACACACACACACACACACACACACACACACUAAAAUUAAAUAAAUUAUGGUAGAUCCUAUGUGUGUUUUGGUCUGGGUGUUGAAAGGAGCUUGAUUAGAGAAAAAAAGGGAAAGAAAAAAAGGAAAUCCUUUGAAAAUUUGAAAAAAUGAAUACACUGCAAUAGAAAUAAAAUGAAACGAUGGAAGUAAAAUAGAAUUUGAAAAAAUUUACACAAAAGUAAAAUAUAUAGUAGAAAAAAAUACAAAUAUUUUUAGUAAAAAUUGAAAAUAAAAAUAAAGUUUUUCUCUUUCUGUAUUCAAGAAAAAGAAACGAAAAAGAGAAAAAAAAGAGAAA